CUAUACUAUAGACAAAAAAGAAAAUGUUACGAACCAUAAGAUCUCUACCUACACCACGACGUACGAUACCAACGUGCACACGAUCUAUCACAAACACUUCGUCUAACAAAGCAACACAUAACCGACAAUCCUUGAUUUCACAGCAAACUGUCAAACAAUGGAAAGACCUAACUCCUCCUCAAAAAGUUGCGGCUGCUUCCAAGGCUAGUUUCAACUUUACCAUUGUAGGUGUUGGUUUAUUAGUCACCGCUGGACUUUUAUAUGGUGUAGGAUCCGAAUUCUUCAAUUCAAAGAGUCCUACUAAUAUCUUCUCGGAUGCUGUGGAUCGUGCCAGGAAGAAUCAAGAGCUUGUUGAUAUUUUGGGGACUCCUAUUAAAGGUCAUGGUGCACCCAGUCGUAAUCGUAUGAAAAGAAAUCGACGAAUUCAACAUCAAAUUAUGGAUGAUCAUCAAGGCAAUCCUCAUUUGUUUAUGAAGUUUUAUGUGGAAGGACCCAACAAUGAAGGUACAGGAAUGCUGGAAAUGAUCAAGGAUGAAAAGGGUCAAUGGCAAUAUAAGCAACUCUUUGUAGAUGUACCUGGUCAAGGCUUACCAUCAAAACGAAUUCACUUGGAUCAACUUUAAUUAGGAUAAUCUCAUUUCGUUAAUCAUUUCUUAUAUAUUAUAAUUUGUUUAUACACAUAGCUAUUGAUUGUAAUUUAUCACCACAUCCCCCCCCCCAAUUUUUAUGAAAAGAAAAUAAACAUUGGAGAGUUAUUUAUUUU
Halteromyces radiatus is the source of this 763-nucleotide messenger RNA. Its product is annotated as TIM21-domain-containing protein. The transcript has 4 exons. Lineage: Eukaryota; Fungi; Mucoromycota; Mucoromycetes; Mucorales; Cunninghamellaceae. Bases 24 to 623 code for a protein of 199 amino acids. Gene Ontology annotation, biological process: protein import into mitochondrial matrix. The record is from RefSeq and is a predicted model, not a curated record. Gene Ontology annotation, cellular component: TIM23 mitochondrial import inner membrane translocase complex.